Messenger RNA from Odontomachus brunneus, 3947 nucleotides. RefSeq names its product E3 ubiquitin-protein ligase TRIM33-like. The transcript has 11 exons. Gene Ontology annotation, molecular function: protein binding; ubiquitin-protein transferase activity; zinc ion binding. Lineage: Eukaryota; Metazoa; Arthropoda; Insecta; Hymenoptera; Formicidae. The coding region runs from base 1 to 3336 and encodes 1111 amino acids. Gene Ontology annotation, cellular component: chromatin; nucleoplasm. Gene Ontology annotation, biological process: positive regulation of DNA-templated transcription. The record is from RefSeq and is a predicted model, not a curated record.
AUGGAAAGCCGUGGUAAUGAAUUAGCGGUGACAGUUCCCGCGUUAUCCACAUUACCCGUACUACCCGCGAUAGUGAAGGAGGAACCUGCUGAGCAGCACAAUUCGAAGCAAGACUCGCAGCAAGCUCAACUGCAAGAUAUUUGUCUCGAGGAAGAAUGCAGCGACCAACGUAUUGAGUGCACUACUGAAAGUCAGGAGAGCGAGAUCCGUGCAUUUCUGUCAAAAUGCGUCUUCUGCAACAAAAUAUUCACUCUGGGAGACGAGCCGAAACUUCUCGAGUGUUUGCAUGCAGCCUGUACAACGUGUGUUAAUAACAAGCUCAGUGACCAUAACACAUCGGUCGACGUGGAUGUACUGUUGGAGAGUAACGUGAUUAUGUGUCAAAUUUGCAAUGUUGCUAGCCAAGUGGAAAAUCUAAUUGAAAAUAGGUUUCUUUCAAAACUGCUAGAGGAAGAUACCAACUCAGGAGUGGAAGAUGAAUCUAAAGAUACUGAGGAGGAAAAGAAAUGCACUAGCUGUCAUGAUAAUGUUAUAGCUACCAGUUGGUGUGUCGAAUGCGAAGAAUUUAUCUGCCUGAAUUGUGUUAUGGCACAUCAGAGGUUAAAAAUAACCAAGGACCAUACGAUUAAACCUAAGGACGAAGUAGCAAAUGACAAAGACAAUGUUAAAAAGGGUAACAAGAGGAUACCUGGCUGUUUGUUUUGUACAAUCCACACACAUGAGCAGCUGUCUUUAUUUUGCCAGACAUGUGACAGAUUAACAUGUAGAGAUUGCCAACUCAGUGAGCAUCGUGACCACAAGUACAAAUUUAUUCACGAGAUUGCUGCUGAAACUCGUUCUUCUGUGUCCACUUUACUCAAGGAAGUUAGCUAUAAGCGAGUAUUGUUGAGGAGCGCAAUGAAAGUUAUAGAAGAUAGACAAAUUUUAAUAUUAGAGAAAAAAAAGAAUCUUGUUCAGGACAUAACUCAAAUGGUAGUACAGCUAACCAACGCAAUCAACACAAGAGGAAAGCAAUUGGUGAUGCGAUUGAACGAAGUGUGUGACCAAAAACAGAAUACAUUAAAUGAGAAAAAGGUCGCUCUGGAUCAGUUGUCCAAGCUUACGGAUCAUUGUAUACUUUUCGGCACUUACGUCCUGAAUAAAGGCUCCGAUAUGGAGUUACUAUAUAGUAAAAAGUCCGUUACAAGCCACUUGCAGAGGAUAAAGAGCCGACGGGCCGACAUCCCAAAUCCGGAAAUACCAGUUCGAAUACAUCUGUCUCUGGAGAAAGUACCAGACUUAAUAAAAGUUGUGUCGUCGAUCGGAGCGAUAGUAGUCGACGGCAGAGUAUACCCGUCUAUAUCUCCCACAAUCUGUAGUAACACCGCGGUGGCUUACAACGAGUCGCAUCCAGAGCAAAAGCAAACGACCAAUUCGACAAAUGUUCAUGCGGACGGUACUCCUCCUGUACUACAGCAAGGAUUACCGUUACCCGUGAUGGUGACACAGCAGUCAAGCAACGCGCAACCAAACUCUUACCAACAAGUGCCUCUGCAUCUACCGCCGCAACAACAGCAGCAACAACAGCAACAACAACAACAACAACAACAACAACAACAUGCUCAACAAUCGCAGAAUUACAUGCAGCAAUAUUCCGUACCGCACAACAUGCCACCCCGGUCAUCGCCGCAAACACAUCAGCCACGAGUGCCGUACACUAUCAACUACAGCAACAGGCUACAACCGCCACAACAAAAUCAACUAGUGAUGCAUCAGCAACGACCAUUGGCUAACUGUCAUCAGCAACAAGUUACAUCAUCCACGCACCCCCAUCAGCAAGUUCAAAACAUGGAUCAGCACGGACAGAACGCUAGUCUACGCGGACUUCUCGCGCAUAAUCCAGCUCCACCACCACUGCCACCGCCGCCUCCGUCGGCUUCAGCUCAUCCGUCAUUCCGAGCUUCCAGUAAUCAUGUACAAUAUCGACUUGCACAUGGAUAUCGAUAUUCUUCAAGUGGGAAUCCUCAGAGAGGAGCCGUGGAACGAACGGUAGUGCAACCGCCAGUACCAGCGCCUCACUCGUACCAGCCGGCAAACACGGCUAUUGUGCCUGGAGCUACACGUUUGCAACAGUGUAACUUGCCCUCUCCGUCACCAGCGCAGCACCACGCCAAUUAUACCGUGCAGCACUCCACUGCACGUUGGCACAUACCUCAACAAAUGAAUCCCUGCGUGCCUUAUUACGCGUCGUCCCGCCAGCAGCACGCGGCACCUCACAUGCCAGUUCCUUUCAACGACGCGUACAAGAUCACUCUGAGAAAUCAACAAGCGAGUAACAAUCAAAAGUACAGCAACAAUGCGAACGAGCGCGGUGCAUGCGACAAUCCGCCGCAGUCGCAGAACUCUUCGACUAUUGUCGGCCACGCAGUCAGCUCGUCCGUACCUAAAACGCCCAGUCCGGUCACUACUCCCGGCAAGCCGGACGAGACUGAAAAGAGCCUGGAUAAGUUUUGUCAAAAGUCACUGAACGACUUGAUGCUCACCAUCGCUAAAUUGGACAGUAAUGGUAUCAUGGUAAUACCGGAGGCUCAAAGAAAUCAAAUGGAUUCGGCACAAGUUGACAGCUCUACUGACGAGGAUAUGAAUUCUAUGACUGAAAACACAACAGCGGAUAAUCCGAAAAAUACCACGACUGCGAUGGUUAUGAAGGAUGAUCCAAACGAAGACUGGUGCGCAGUAUGUAUGGACGGAGGUGACGCAGUUCUCUGUUGCGACAAGUGUCCAAAAGUCUUUCAUCUUUACUGUCAUAUACCCAGCUUAGAAUCCUUUCCAGACGAAAGUGAAACCUGGCAAUGCAUGUUGUGUACAAAUGUCCUCGAUCAUAUAGAUAAGCUCGACGAACCGUCGACUGGCGAGAAAAGAACGAGCGGUAUGAGUAUUAAGGAGUUACGGAUUGCACAGAGAAUUGUCUUAGAGCUCUACUGUCAAUAUGAACAAAGUCUUCCUUUUCGAGAAGUAGUAUCGAGCGAGAUUACCGAUUACCAUCGGAUUAUUAAAAAUCCGAUCGCAUUAGAUAUAAUCAGGGAUAAAUUGAAACCCGAUCAUAUCAAUCAUUAUACAGAUUUGAGACAAGUCAUGGCGGACAUCAGGCUCAUGUUUAAAAAUGCUUUCACCUAUAACCCCGUUGAUUCGCAGGUGUAUCAGGAAGCUAGGAAUUUAGAAGAGUUCUUUGAGAAGUUGUUACUGAAAUGGGCGCCUAAUUACGCAUAUGACGAUCCCUUCCUCGCAACCGAUAAAGACGAAGAUGAGGAAGUUUUUCCACCUAAUAGAAAGUAUAAACGCAUAAUUACCGAUUAAUAAGAUAGGAUACUAUGCGAAUUAACUUGUUAUGAAUAUUUCGCCAAAAUUGUCCGGAACAUUGCUUUGGCGAUUCUUAUGUAUCUUGUGUUGAAUUGUUAAUUUCAUAAUUUGAUAAAACACGACAAGCAUUGAGAUUAUUGUUGACACAGUUAAUCACUAGAAUGAGUUAGAUGAGUAAAGAGUUAAGUGAGUGAGUAUGCAUUCUAUUUUAUGUAGAACUGAUUGAGCAAUCAAUUUUUCUUAUACGCGAUCUCUGUGUAUUGUUUUCAACUGGACAGAAACUAUGACAACAGGCAAUGACAAAUUCAUCUAAAUUAAAAACGACGUGUAGCUUCUCUUUUCCGACACAUCUCGUUUAUCGGGUGCGUAUUUUAAUGUAUUUUUAUACACGCGAGAAAAAAACGCGAUUAGGCUUCCAAUUAAAUCUUGAACAUGAACAUUGAGUGUGCUAUUACUUCAAAUUUUACCGUUAGUUCAUAUUUGGCGGUAUGCUUGUUAGAAUUAUAUUAGAAUAAUCAAAUAGUUGUAAUGUAACUAUCCGUUAAUUUUUUACGGAUUUCUUUCAUCUUUAUACCGUCGCAUGCAAAAUAUAUUGUUUAUAUAAAGUA